This is a messenger RNA of Anneissia japonica, 2824 nucleotides long. RefSeq lists its product as uncharacterized. Bases 6 to 1373 code for a protein of 455 amino acids. Gene Ontology annotation, biological process: regulation of apoptotic process. Lineage: Eukaryota; Metazoa; Echinodermata; Crinoidea; Comatulida; Comatulidae. Gene Ontology annotation, molecular function: protein binding. The transcript is spliced from 8 exons. The record is from RefSeq and is a predicted model, not a curated record.
CAGCGAUGGUAAAAUAUUGGCGUAAAUUGAAUGAAGGAGGAAUUCUGGAAGAACCGUUAGCACGCUAUUUGUGGAGAAAUGAACUUAAAUGUAGUGAAGAUGAUGACGACGUCGUUUUUAAAGACUUCAUUGAACUUAUGAAGGCGUUUGGACUUCUCUUUGAAAAGAUCAAGAAAGCAGCAUCAGAAGAUGGCCCUCGAGUAUUUGUCGUUCCAUCUCGAAUGAAGACCAAAGAUGAUGAUAGAUUGGAAGUUAAGGAAGAUGAGAAGCAGACAGUAUCCAUCUAUGUAACGCCUAAAGACUUUCUUCCCGACGCCGUCUACGAUAUCUUGGUCGUAAGAUUUGUGAGUUUGAGUCAAGAGAAUGGUUGUUGUGAUGACCCAAAGUUGUUUCAGAAUCAGGCUCAAAUUCUAUUCGAUGAUAAGCAUUACCUAAGACUAGGUCGAAUAUCAAUUGAUAAUAAACGUUCUUUGAAGCUUGAAAUAUCACGGAUGAAAGAGAGAGGCGCAGACGGCACAAACAAGUCAGCUUGCAAGCCGCAUCCUGAUGUCUGUAAGGAGGUUUUGCAGGUUUUAAAGCAACACCUAGGUGAGGUAUAUCCAUCUAAGAGAGUUGUCGGUUAUGCUCUGAAAAUCCUUUGCUUAGUCUGUUCAAACACUGAGGAACCACACUUUCAAGAACUUGAGUACUGCUUAAAGAACGAGAAUAUGACUUGUGACAAAACUGGUGAACUUAUAACGAUGCCGGCAGCUAAUGUACAAAAGCUAUUUGCAGCUGGUAUUCUACAUAAACCCUCAGUUACGGAUACGGCUCAUCAAUCCUCGGCUAUGAAUAAAGCAUUGUCAGAUAAGGAGUUCCAAGAGCUAAAAACUAUUGUCUCACAAUGGUAUGACAGCAACGAAAGUGUUCCUUUGCUGAAAGUGCUGUUCAGAGACAAGAUAGACAAUUGCGAGCUAUCACCAGCAACUCACACGAUGGACCUGCUGUAUAUACUAUUUAAACGUGGUCAUCUGAGUUCACAGAAUCUUGGACUCCUGUGCGAUACUAUUAGCAUAACCAAAGAGUUUGGUCUUUUAUCGAAGAUUAAACAAAAACUGCCAUCAUUCCCAGAUGUUGAGGAAGGAACCAUUUCAAAAACAUUCACAUCUCACAGACAAAGGCUAAUCAAAUUUGGAAUGGUACUGACCCCAGAUAAUGUGACGCAGAUCGAUCAAUUGUAUAAUACGCCUCCUAAGAAGUAUACAGACGGAUGGAGUAUGAUCAACGAUCUAGAAGACCAACAGAUACUCAGCGAAAAAAAUAUGAAGAAAUUCACUGAUUCGCUGAAAAUCCUUAACCUCAGUUUGGCAUUAAACGAAUUAACAGAAGCGUAAAUAACUUCCUUGUGAUGUCGGAACUCAGCUGAUGAUGUUUUUCGUUAAGCCAAGCCAAACUAAAAGAUUCCUAUGUUGGUACAUUCUUGAUUGAAGUGAAAAGAAAUAAAAUCUUUAAGCAGAAAACUUAUAUCAAUACAUUUGUCAUUACAUUGAUGAUGAAGUUGAUUCGGCACUACUGUAGUUCUUACUCAAAAGACUUCUGGGUAACACCAGAUAUGUCAGUCGUCAUUAAGCCUGCAAAUCUAAUUCGUAUUUAUCAGUACAGUAUCUGAAACAAUCAUUUUGUCACAUCACAAUGCAGGAAGUUUGAUCAAGGCUUGCGAAAUCUGACAGACUACCAAAUGAAGUCAGGCGCAGAUUCCAGAGAAAUAAAAGCAUGUAAGACAUUACAUAAUGCAUGGAUAGCCAGUCUAACAUACAGUACUUACCUGAUUACGUCAGUACAUACAGCUGGUACACCAAGUCCCCCCCCCCCCACCACUUCACACACACACACGCAAAAUAGUACAUGGAUUACAAUGUUAGUAUUGUAACAUAAAUGAUUGCAAUACGCAUGUAAUAAUGUCGUCAUCACAGUAUAGGCCUAGUUGUAUAGACUUUCAAAUGGAGUGAGUUUUUAUCCUGGUCGAUAAAAUGUUUGUUUUAACAUCCCCAGGGUCCUGGGUACAAAUCCUGUAACAUCAAAAUUGUGUUUUCUCAUGAAUAAAAUGACGUCACUCCCUAACGCUGCUAGGCAUUAACAUUAACUACUUUUUAGAAGUUUAUUUUAUACGAAAUUCAAUUCAUAUAAUUAUACUUGAAGGUCAAUGGAUAAAUGGGAUGUGUAUCACACACUUUAAUUAAAUUUAUAUAAUUUUAAUUUUUAAUUGUUAUAAUUGUACAGUUUAAAUAAUUGUAAUAUUUAUACUGUAUAAUAAUAGUGCCUAUCAUGUUUAAUUAUUAUACAUAAUAAGCAGUAAUUCACUUUUGUACAUAUAAUUAUGAGGUAUUUUUGAGUAAGUCUAAUUUAUAUUUUUAUAUCAAUAUUACAAUUAAUGACUAAUGUGCAACAUUGAUGAUCUAAAUCAUGUACUUUCAACAUCAAAAUUGUGUUUUCUCAUAAAUAAAAUGACGUCACUCCCUAGGGCUGCUAUGCAUUAACAUUAACUACGUUUUAGAAGUUUUUUUUUUAUACGAAAUUCAAUUCAUAUAUACUUAAAGGUCAAUAGAUAAAUGGCUUGUGUAUCACUCACUUUAAUUAAAUUUAUAUAAUUAUAAUUUUUAAUUGUUAUAAUUGUACAGUUUAAAUAAUUGAAUUUAUACUGAAUAAUAAUAACAGUGCCUAUCAUGUUUAAUUAUUAUACAUAAUAAGCAGUAAUUCACUUUUGUACGUAUAAUUAUGAGGUAUUUUUGAGUAAGUCUAAUUUAUAUUUUUAUAUCAAUAUUACAAUAAAUGACUAAUGUGCAAC